Megalobrama amblycephala (Wuchang bream) is the source of this 2107-nucleotide messenger RNA. RefSeq names its product calcium-independent phospholipase A2-gamma-like. Gene Ontology annotation, cellular component: membrane. The transcript has 8 exons. The record is from RefSeq and is a predicted model, not a curated record. The coding region runs from base 201 to 2030 and encodes 609 amino acids. NCBI's taxonomy places the organism in Eukaryota, Metazoa, Chordata, Actinopteri, Cypriniformes, Xenocyprididae. Gene Ontology annotation, biological process: arachidonate metabolic process.
CAAACGCUCCGCUGUGUGGCACGUGACUGAAUGCGGAAGUGCACGCUGUGUUUAUCAGAUGUAAACAGCAGCAAACCAACAUUAAGCAGCUAACUUUAACAUUUAUACUAGAACAACCGACAGCCAAACACUGAUUAUGAGCGUGUAACCCACAGGCGUCUGAUGGCUGCUGAGGAUCGCUCCGAGACAGAACCGUCAGGAUGACCGUCGUCUGGCUGCUGGACGGCUGUGCGCUGCGUUUGUGCCACAGGCCGGGCCGCGCGUCCGUCGCCCUCUCCUCGUCCCCGCUGAGGAACCCCUUCAGAGCCAGAGAGCGGCUGAGCUGGAGGCCCGGGCGCGGCCGGAGGUUCUGGUUCUGCAGGGUCGCACCGUACGCCAACAUCUCCGCCUUCAGCACGUCUGCGCGGCAGGGGGCGGCGGAUCUGAGGUAUCGCACGUCCCGUCUGCGCGGCGCUCUGGAGUCGGCUUGGAAAGCGGUGAGCGGGACGCGAGCGGAGAUUCUGUCCCGACUCAAAGCGAAAGAGACACCGCCUCUUUUAUCACAAGCCCCGCCCUCCACACUUCCUGCUACGCCAGCUAACAUCCCAGAACAGGAGGAGAAUGGAGUGACUGGAGCAGCUCCGCCCACUGCACCUCAAGCUGCACCCACUACACGUCAAGCUCCACCCACUACAUAUCAAGCUCCACCCACUGUGCCACAGGCUCCACCCACUGCAUAUCAGGCCCCACCCUCUUCCCUUGUUGCAGCUAAGAUUCAAAAACAGAAAGAGUGUGAUGUGGCCAGAACAGCCCCGCCCACUACACCCCAGGCCACGGCCACCAACCAAACCACGCCCCUUUUCCACCCGGGGUCCCUCAGCGCUCAUCUGGGCGAGACCUACGACUAUCUGUCUCAUCAUAUCAACUCCUACUUCAGCAGCUUCACUAAACCCGAUCACAGCGCCGCUCCGCCCGCGUCGCCUCGCCUGGAAACCUCCUCGUUCUCUCUCGGGAAUUACUUGAACUACUCGAAGCCGAGCGUCCAAGCCUUCGUGGGAAACUACAUCAGCCCGCUGGUGCCGCGCUUCAGAACGGAGCCCAGGAGAGUGUCGACGGAGGCGGAUAAACCUGCUGCUGAUGGGGAGCGCACAGAAGCGCCCGAGAGCAAAGAUCCGAGCGCUGCGGAGGAGAGGGCCAGACGCCUGCAGCUCCAGAGAGAGAAGAUCGUGGCGCGGGUGAGCGUGGACAACCGGACGCGGGCUCUGGUUCAGGCGCUUCAGCGGGCAUCAGACGUGCGGCUCUGCGUCCGGCGGGUGGAGGAGCUCAGUCUCCAUCUGCUGGAGUUCCCGGAGACACGCUCCGUGGCCGUCAAGGAGCAGGUGAUCCCGCGUCUGCUGCGUCUGCGUCAGGCGGCCGACGAGUCUCUGCGGGCCGCGGUCCGGCAGGCUCUGGCUCUGGUGGGCUUCAUCGAUCCCGUGAAGAACCGCGGCGUCCGGAUCCUGUCCAUCGACGGAGGGGGAACCAGGGGUCUGCUGGCUCUCCAGACGCUGCGCCGCCUACAGGAGCUGUCGGGGAAACCCGUCCACCUGAUGUUCGACUACAUCUGUGGCGUCAGCACAGGUGCCAUACUGGGCUUCAUGCUGGGCGUUUUACACAUGCCGCUGAAGGAGUGCGAGGAUCUCUACAGGACGCUGAGCUCCGACGUCUUCAAGCAGAACGUGAUCGUGGGAACCGUGAAGAUGAGCUGGAGCCACGCCUUCUACGACAGCCAGAUCUGGGAGAAAGUGCUCAAGGAGAAGAUGGGCUCGGACCUCCUGAUCCAGACGGCGCGUAUCCCAGACUGCCCCAAGGUGGCGGCCGUGAGCACGGUGGUGAACCGCGGUCCUCCGGUGAAGGCCUUCGUCUUCAGGAACUACACGCUGCCGGUCGGGGUGCGCUCGCAUUACCGCGGCGGCUGCCGGCACAAGCUGUGGGAGGCCAUCCGAGCGUCCUCUGCGGCUCCGGGAUACUUCCAGGAGUUCGCUCUGGGAGACGACCUGCACCAGGUUUGAGCUCCACACUAACGUUCAUCCAGAAACACACAGUCAGCACCAGCCGUCUGGAGCCGCAUCACAUGAUCACGAGUCAG